AUGUCAGGAGCUCAAGCCGCAAUCCCACCCCAACCGCGCGCAAAGCAGCUGCGCGCAUGUUUGCUCUGUUCCAUCAUCCAGACUCCGGCCGACUUCAGGAAGCACGGGUGUCCAAAUUGCGAGGAGCUCAUGCAGAUGAAGGGAUACACAGAUCGCAUCCAAGCUUGCACCACGACGCAUUUCGACGGUGUGAUUGGCGUUAUUGACCCGGAGCAGAGCUGGGUGGCGCGCUGGCAGCGGACAUCAAAAUACGUCCGCGGGAUGUACGCCGUGCGCGUCAAGGGUCGUAUACCUGACGAUGUGGAGGCCGAAUUGGAGAGCCGGGGCAUCAAGUAUCGUCCUAGAGACCAGUCAGAGCAGGACUGA
This is a messenger RNA of Fibroporia radiculosa, 366 nucleotides long. RefSeq lists its product as uncharacterized. The coding region runs from base 1 to 366 and encodes 121 amino acids. The record is from RefSeq and is a predicted model, not a curated record. Gene Ontology annotation, cellular component: DSIF complex; nucleus. The transcript is spliced from 3 exons. Gene Ontology annotation, biological process: chromatin organization; regulation of transcription elongation by RNA polymerase II; mRNA processing. Lineage: Eukaryota; Fungi; Basidiomycota; Agaricomycetes; Polyporales; Fibroporiaceae. Gene Ontology annotation, molecular function: zinc ion binding; RNA polymerase II complex binding.